GGCGUCCUGGAGGAAAUGGGGGUGCGCAAUGGGGAGGGGUGUGCCCGGGAGCCGGGGGAGGUGGGGCAUACGCCGGGCCGGCCUCCCCUCCCUCCCCUCCCCACAUCUGCCUUCUCCAGGUCCAGGGGAGGGAGCGGGGGAGUGGAGGGAGGAGGGGGAGUGCGGUCCUGGGCGCCUGGGGCUCGGGGCGGGGGCGGCGGGAGCAGCUGCGCAGAGCGAGGAGGCGCCCGAGCCCGAGCGGAACGCGCGAUCGCUCCGCGCAGCUCCGCAGGACCAGCCUCGCUCGACCCGGUCCCUCCCAGCCUCUCACCCGCAGCCCCGGGCACCCUGACCCCGCAGCCUCAGGCCACCGGCCCCGGAGGGCCCCGCGGGUCUAGCCAGACCAUGGACAAUCCCCAGGAACUGCACCAGCCCUUACUCGGGCCACCACCCAAGGGGUCCCCCGUCAAGGAGUCCCCCGGCUCCCGGCCCCCGAGCAAAACUCCCGGGAAAAAGCAGAAGCGAGCCAAGAGCGAGAAGGCCAUAGAGAUGCUGCCUCUGCCCACCAUCAGCCUGGGCCUGUUUGAUACAAAGAGCCCUGAGCUGGAGGACUAUUGGGCCAAUGAAAGUGAGCUGGAAGCAAUGGGGCUCGGCCACUUCACCCCCCUGCUCUCCCGGGAUUACGUGGGCCUCGCCGUCUUCUCUAUCCUCUGCUGCUUCUGGCCUUUGGGCAUCGCAGCCUUCUCUCUUGCCCAGAAGACUAACAAGGCCUGGGCGGCCGGCGACGUCCAGGCAGCCGGGGAGUCUGCACGCCGGGCUUUCCUGCUGUCUGUCCUCGCCAUUGGUCUGGGGGUCUGCAUCUACACAGCAGCCCUGGUCACCCUGGCCACCUACCUGACCUCUGGGGAGACCCUCUAGAGGCUCGGACUGGCUCGUUCCCCCUUGGGCCCGCCGGGGUCUUGAGUCGUGACAGCAGCCAAGACCACAAGGAGUAACCCCUCCCUGCCUCCCUUCUGCCCCCACCUCCCUUUCCCUCCCCCUUCUCUGCCCCCCACUCCCUUUCCCCUGCCCCCUUCUCUGCCCCCCAGUUCUACCUCCCCGUCUCCCCACCCCCUCUCCAUCCCACCCCCCAGAGCCCAGGAAGAAACACGGGAUUAAACCUGGGAUUCAUGUGAA
This is a messenger RNA of Monodelphis domestica (gray short-tailed opossum), 1155 nucleotides long. RefSeq names its product transmembrane protein 91 (gene TMEM91). Gene Ontology annotation, cellular component: intracellular membrane-bounded organelle; membrane. Lineage: Eukaryota; Metazoa; Chordata; Mammalia; Didelphimorphia; Didelphidae. The record is from RefSeq and is a predicted model, not a curated record.